UAGAAAGGUGACGUAAUUGAAUGAAGGAUACUGAGAAAGAUACUCCAUUAACUUAUUACGUUCUCACAUCAACAUUUAAGUAAUGCCUUCCUCAAGUACUCCUGGGACGAUCAGACAACUAACAAAGCCGGAAUACAGAAACUGGCUUGCUCUCGGUCAUGCAUUAACAACAGAGCUUCGUCACGGUCUUCGUCCUUUUGUUACCCGUGAGAUGGAGACAUUUUAUAGAAACAUGUCUGCAAGGGUCGCUGGACCCUGCACGUGCGUCCACAUCCUGAGAAGAAGACCAAACCAGUACCACGACAUGAGGACCUGUCAGUGGGCUCUCAUCCUUCAGGCACAUCAUGACAAAAACAGGCCAAAUUGGAAACAAAGUGACAGUAGGAAGUGGAUAGAUCCAGUCUUGGGUCCCUGGGAAAUAGCCAAGCUCUUCCUUCCUGAUCUGGGAGGACAUGCAGACAUUAAGAGCGCAGACGACAUGGACAUCGCUGGUAUCCUAAACCUGAUGUACUGGUGCAAUCACUUCAUUGUUCCACAGCCCUUGAUCAAAGCCGUUCGUGACACUCGAAAUGACAAGUGGGUGCAUGUGCCACAGUUAGAGUUAAGUGAUGCGGACAAGAGAGUCGCCUUUGAUACGAUUGAAAAUAUGCUUCAGGAUCCCAGUAUAUCUCCCGAUCCUGACGUUCAGCAAGCCCUGAGAGAGGUUAACAACCUAAGACACGUUUCAGACCUGCAGAGUAUGGAGGCGCAAGUGUUAGCCGACUUAAAAGAAGUUUUGACAAAAGAGAUUUCUAGCAUCAAUAACAAUUUGACAAUGUUGAUGGAGGAGUCCGCCAGGAACAAAGAGCAGCAAAACCAGCUCCAAGAACAACAUGAGAUUCUAAAAAACAAACUCGAUGAUUUAAAUUUGACAAGAUUACCUGAAGAUAAUCAAACCUGGCCUAUUAUAUUCGGAAACCUGAUAGGAAACUUGAUAAGAAGCAUGCGCGUGAGAAAAAUCCACCUAAAAUCAUGGUUCAUAUUAAUGCUUCUAUGUCACCUCUGUAUUAUUUUAGAGGAUUCUUACGACGGAGAUGGUAAGUAG
Messenger RNA from Stylophora pistillata, 1084 nucleotides. RefSeq lists its product as uncharacterized. The record is from RefSeq and is a predicted model, not a curated record. NCBI's taxonomy places the organism in Eukaryota, Metazoa, Cnidaria, Anthozoa, Scleractinia, Pocilloporidae. Gene Ontology annotation, molecular function: protein binding.